Molecule: messenger RNA, 3949 nt
Organism: Daldinia loculata
Lineage: Eukaryota; Fungi; Ascomycota; Sordariomycetes; Xylariales; Hypoxylaceae
Product: plasma-membrane proton-e
Exons: 7
Coding region: 247-3396 (1049 amino acids)
Biological process (GO): proton export across plasma membrane; regulation of intracellular pH
Cellular component (GO): plasma membrane
Molecular function (GO): P-type proton-exporting transporter activity; ATP hydrolysis activity; ATP binding
Source: RefSeq, a predicted model, not a curated record
GCUAGUUGGGAGCUUGACUUACAUUACAGUUGGAUCUGUUGAAUCUUGCGGCUCUAGCUGAUGGUGUGGGCGUGAAACGGUGAACAACUCGGUGUAUUUUUGCUGCGGGAUUUUCCUCGGCCGCUGAUAUACGGGAUAACCUAGUUGUCCCUGUUCCUGACUUGAGAUAUCUGUCAGGCACAACCUGCUGAAAAGGAGGUAGAGGAGCACACGCGGUUCUCGAGGAAAGUGUUUAGAUCGCGAGCUAUGGACUACAUGAAUCAGCAGAGACAACCUGGCGAGCCUGCCGAUGACGAUGUCGAGGCUCAGGGAGCUAGUCACUCAAAUGGAGCCAAUUAUACAAGUGGACAGCAAGAUGGGGAGCGUUCCGUUCCGGCUACGCCUACUGGCGAGCGCGUCAAGUUCGGGGAUGCUCGCCUGAAUGUCCCGGCUAAAAGCUCGGACUUAAACGAAUAUGAGGCGCUUGAUCGGUUCAUCACGAACUUCGAUGCGGAGCGCCGGGCCAGCCUCGCGAGUGCGAUGGGCGGGCGGCGCAAGAAGCCAAAAUGGUGGCAGUUCUGGAAAUCUAGAAAGGGAGAACCAGAGGCAGGGCCCCAGCCUACUGACAUUGGCAAACCGCCGGAUUCAUGGCUCGACACAGACAUCCAUACCGGUCUCACCAGCGCCCAGGUGGAGGAGCGCCGGAGACGAUACGGCUGGAACGAGCUGGCGGCUGAAAAGGAAAACAUGUUCGGCAAGGUGCUCAGUUACUUCCAAGGACCUAUCCUUUAUGUUAUGGAACUUGCGGCGUUACUGGCCGUGGGCCUUGGCGACUGGAUUGACUUUGGUGUCAUCAUUGGCAUCCUCUGCCUUAACGCUUUCGUUGGCUUUUAUCAGGAAAAACAAGCGGCUGACGUGGUGGCGAGCUUGAAGGGUGACAUUGCCAUGAAAGCGACUGUUGUACGUGACGGCAAGGAACAGCAAAUCUUAGCGAGAGAAUUGGUUCCAGGUGAUAUUAUAAUCAUACAAGAAGGACAAACCGUCCCAGGAGAUGCCCGGUUAAUUUGCGACUACUCCAGACCUCAAGACUUCGAGCAGUAUAAACAACUGAGAAACGAAGAUAAGUUUAGCGAGGAGGAAGAAGCCAAGAAUAACAAGAACAAAGGCCAAAAUGCCAAGGAUCAAGAGAAGGAUGACGAAGAACAUGAUGAACAGUCUUUUCACUACGGCGAGCCCCUCGUCGCCUGCGACCAGUCAGCCAUUACCGGUGAAUCCCUCGCCGUGGACAAAUACAUGGGCGAUAUUCUGUACUAUACAACCGGCUGCAAGCGAGGAAAAGCAUAUGCUAUCAUGACCACGUCUGCCAAGUAUUCUUUUGUUGGACGGACCGCAGCUCUAGUCCAAGGUGCCAAAGACCAAGGCCAUUUCAAAGCUGUCAUGGACAGCAUUGGAACGUCGCUAUUGGUGCUUGUUAUGUUUUGGAUUCUCGUCGCCUGGAUCGGGGGCUUCUACCACCACCUACGAAUUGCUACACCCGAUGUCCAAAAUCUAUUGCAUUACGCCUUGGUGCUGCUCAUUAUUGGAGUUCCCGUCGGUCUUCCGGUGGUCACGACGACAACACUUGCAGUGGGCGCGGCCUUUCUAGCGAAGCAAAAAGCCAUCGUUCAGAAGCUAACGGCGAUCGAAUCUUUAGCAGGCGUAAACGUGCUUUGCUCAGACAAGACCGGCACCUUGACAGCUAAUAAGCUCAGCAUUCGCGAGCCAUUCGUCGCCGAAGGACAAGAUGUAAACUGGAUGAUGGCUGUCGCAGCACUAGCGAGCUCGCACAACAUCGCCUCGCUUGACCCCAUAGACAAGGUAACAAUCACGACGCUUAAACGCUAUCCCAAAGCCCGCGAGAUCCUGCGCCAAGGCUGGGUAACAGACAAAUUCACGCCCUUCGACCCGGUCUCCAAGCGCAUCACUACCGAGUGCCACCUAGGAAAAGACAAAUUCAUCUGUGCAAAAGGUGCGCCACGCGCCAUCAUCAACCUCACCAACGUCAGCGACGAGGUGCGCGCCGUGUACAACCAGAAAGUGCGAGAAUUCGCCAUGCGCGGGUUCAGAUCGCUAGGCGUAGCGUACAAGAAGAACGACGAGCCCUGGGUCCUCCUCGGACUCCUAUCCAUGUUCGACCCGCCGCGCGAAGAUACAGCACAGACGAUUGUCGAAGCGGCGCAUUUGGGCGUGCCGGUCAAGAUGUUGACGGGCGAUGCUCUUGCUAUUGCCAAGGAAACGUGUAAGAUGCUGGGGCUGGGCACCAAGGUGUAUAAUUCCGAGAAGCUUAUGCAUAGCGGCUUGACGGGGACUGUUCAGCAUGAUCUUGUGCAGCGCGCCGAUGGGUUUGCGGAGGUUUUCCCGGAGCAUAAGUAUCAGGUUGUGGAGAUGUUGCAGCAGCGUGGCUCGCUGACGGCGAUGACGGGUGAUGGUGUGAACGACGCACCAUCCUUGAAGAAGGCUGAUUGUGGAAUUGCCGUCGAGGGAUCAUCUGAGGCUGCUCAGGCGGCAGCUGAUAUCGUCUUCCUAGCUCCGGGUCUCAGUACUAUCAUCCUGUCGAUCAAGACUGCUCGCCAGAUCUUCCAAAGGAUGAAAGCAUACGUUCAAUACCGUAUCGCACUAUGUCUCCACCUCGAGAUAUACCUCACGACGUCAAUGGUAAUCAUCAACGAGACCAUCCGUCCAGAUCUCAUCGUCUUCAUUGCGCUCUUCGCCGACCUGGCCACCGUCGCCGUCGCAUACGACAACGCGCACGUGGAGCCGCGCCCCGUAGAAUGGCAGCUGAAGAAGAUCUGGGUGAUCAGCGUGAUCCUGGGAAGCCUGUUGGCCGUUGGCACUUGGAUUAUUCGGGGCGCUAUGUUCCUGUCCAACGGAGGCGUGGUGCAGAACUUCGGCUCGAUACAGGAGGUUCUGUUCCUGGAAGUCGCACUGACCGAGAACUGGCUCAUCUUCGUGACUCGCGGCGGCCAGACCUGGCCAUCAUGGCAGCUCGUUGGCGCUAUUCUAGGUGUCGAUGCCCUUGCCACUAUAUUCGCCCUGUUCGGCUGGCUAUCUGGUAGCGGUGGCGGCGUCAUGGAGACCACACCGCCUACCUCGUUUGUCAACUCGUAUAACGGCUGGACUGACAUCGUGACCGUUGUCGUCAUCUGGGCAUACUCCAUCGGCGUGCUUAUAUUCAUCGCGAUCGUGUACCUCGCGCUCAACAGCUUCUCGUGGAUCAACAACCUCGGGCGCAAGGACCGCAACAAGAAGGACACGCAGAUCGAGAACAUUAUCGGGCAUAUCAAUAAGCUUGCCAUUGAACACGAGCCAGACCCAAAGACUGGUCACGACAAGUACUUCAUCGUGGAGAAGUCAGCUGCUGAAGAAGAAGAUAUAUGAUCACAGUUAAGCGAUAAUAAUGAAAAUGGGCUUAAUUCUGCGUUGUUCCGUUCCUAUACGCGCAUUAUAUAAGGAUAUCUUUAAUCCUCUCUAUAUAUGACUGAGAGAGAAACGAGACGUUUAAGAUGACAUAUAUCAUUCCUGUGUGUAUAUCGUUAUUUUCUAAAUAGGAAUUGAAGGGUCUUGUAUUUAAAGCUGUACUUAUCAUGGCCAGAUAAUACGCCUCUGUUGGGGAUAAUAUAGGGCUUAAACUUGCGUGCAGAUAAAAAGGGAGUUUAGUAUCUCUAAAGAGAAAACGGCGCUACAAAUAAUGAUGCGUAGUUAAAUGAAGAUAUAAAGUAUGUAUGUAUGUAUCCAUAGCUAUACACAAACCCCCAACCCUUGGAGACUCGUCGCACAAGUCCCCGUGUCUGCAAACCCCCUGACAAAUGCAAUAGCCAAAACUUAGGAGGUACCUAGGUAAAAUAUGCUAAAAUGGGUACCCUUUUCCCUUUUAUGAAAACGCCGAUCUAUCCGCGCGCCCAAGUCAUGUACACCGAGGUCUAACCACCUA